AUGUCGGCUGCUUCGCUGGAGCCACCGACCUACCUCAGCUCCCUCCAAAACAACAUCCGAGCUCGCCCUAUCCCGUGGGAGGGAGCUGUUCGAGCUGGAAACAUCACAGACGAUCACUUGAAGAAGAUUAAGGCUGUAGACAAGGUCCGCAAGGAACAACGGCGUCAGACAAUCGAUGGGGAUAUCCCGGGAUACGUGACCUUGCUGGCGGGAGGUUCAAGCGGGAAGAGUGUCCUCGAAUCGGCCGCAAGGAGAAGCGAUAUUGUACAGUAUAUUCUUGUCCUGGCAGCAGAUCUUAUAAACGAUGCUCCAUCCCUAUCGUCCGCCCUGAUAGCUCAUCCCCAACCAUACAAACCAUUCCUUCCUCUGCUGCGCCAUUCCACUAAUGCCGAAGACCCUAUUCCGCUGCUCACCUCUAACUUCUUGACCAACCUGGUUUCGACAAGCAUUACCUCUUCUUCAAAGUCGACCCCGCAGGAUGAGGAAGCUCUUCCGCAACUUUACCACUAUCUGUCUACCCUAACCCAGAACCAGGACAGCGGGCUUCAGGAUAUUGGAGUACAGGGGCUAUCGACGUUGCUGCGCACAUCUCGGGCUCGGCAGCUAUUCUGGGCGCAGCGGAAGGAGACAGUGGAUCCUUUGGUUGAGAUCCUACGUGCCGCUGCAGGGAGCAAAGACAGCGGUUCCAGCACCACCCUUGCCGGCAGUUCUAGAGGCGUUGACGUCGGCAUUGCAGGUGGCGUCGGCCUGCAACUCCUAUACCGAGUGCUUUUGGUCCUUUGGCAAUUGAGUUUUGAGGGCGAGCUCAUUGGAGAUGAGCUGCAAGAGGACCAUGAGAUACUCCAACUGUACUCACAUCUCCUACGGCUGUCUCCGAAAGAAAAGACCACGCGUCUCCUUCUUGCAACUCUCCGGAAUCUCCUUUCUUUCAACCGCACUACCCUCUUGCCUGUCGCUGUAUUCGUGCGCCUACCUGCUCUUCUCUCAACCAUCUCGGGUCGGCACCUGACAGACCCGGACCUCCUGGAGGACCUCAAAUACUUGUCGGAAAUGCUCGAUGAAUACACAAAGACACAAACCACUUUUGAUCAGUACGCCGCAGAGCUUCAAUCCGGCCAUCUACGGUGGUCCCCGCCUCAUAGGAAUCCCACAUUCUGGAAGGAGAAUGCCCGCCGAAUCCUGGAUGAGAACAGCGGAGCGCUUCCUAAGAAGCUCAAGGAGAUAAUCUCUAAGAGCUGGGAAAACGACAAGCAGGUCCUUGCCAUUGCUUGCAACGAUGUGGGACAUUUGGUUAAGGAACUACCCGAAAGGCGGGGGCAGCUGGAGAAACUAGGUUUCAAGACACGGGUGAUGGAACUGAUGGCCGACAAAGAUGAGUCGGUGCGAUGGGAGAGCUUGCGGGCGGUGGGGGAGUGGCUCCGUUAUACCUUUGAUGAUUGAAUUGUACAUCCUCUUCCUGUCGCAUGUCGGAUAGGAAGUAAACCACCACUGCUUUCCCUUUUUCUUCUUACAACUUGUAAACAUUCGAAGCGUGUCGCCUCUUCAGUGUACGGAGGAUUUACGUGUGUAUAGCUUCAUAGAGCUUCAAGCAAUUGAAACCUCGACUU
This is a messenger RNA of Aspergillus nidulans FGSC A4, 1607 nucleotides long. RefSeq names its product H(+)-transporting V1 sector ATPase subunit H. The record is from RefSeq and is a predicted model, not a curated record. Gene Ontology annotation, biological process: proton transmembrane transport. NCBI's taxonomy places the organism in Eukaryota, Fungi, Ascomycota, Eurotiomycetes, Eurotiales, Aspergillaceae. Gene Ontology annotation, cellular component: vacuolar proton-transporting V-type ATPase, V1 domain. Gene Ontology annotation, molecular function: proton-transporting ATPase activity, rotational mechanism. The transcript has 3 exons. The coding region runs from base 1 to 1440 and encodes 479 amino acids.